Molecule: messenger RNA, 1840 nt
Organism: Phasianus colchicus (ring-necked pheasant)
Lineage: Eukaryota; Metazoa; Chordata; Aves; Galliformes; Phasianidae
Gene: EIF2B3
Product: eukaryotic translation initiation factor 2B subunit gamma
Biological process (GO): cytoplasmic translational initiation; biosynthetic process
Cellular component (GO): eukaryotic translation initiation factor 2B complex; guanyl-nucleotide exchange factor complex
Molecular function (GO): guanyl-nucleotide exchange factor activity; translation initiation factor activity
Source: RefSeq, a predicted model, not a curated record
CCCUACAGACUACUCUCUGCAUUGCAUCCCGCAGCCCCCCCUGUGUGCACCCCCUGGUGCAGUUCCGCCCCAGGCCGCAUGGGGGCGCUGUGCCUCCCCGCAGCGAAACGGCAAUCCAAGGCUCGGUGAUCCCGCGCUCCUCCUCUCGGCGCUCCUCUCGCUGACCGGGCCGCCAGGCUGGGAGGUGAUCGAUCCGAUCGGCGCUCUCCCUCCGCUUUCCGCCAUCGAUGCGCUCGGCUCUCCGGGCGCACGCGCACUGCGCGCCGGCGCCGCCAUUGUGGUUCUGUCAGAGAGGUGCUGGGCGCCGGCGGAGCGGAGAUGGAGUUCCAGGCCGUGGUGAUGGCGGCCGGAGGCGGCUCCCGCAUGACGGACCUGACCUCCAGCAUCCCGAAACCGCUGCUGCCGGUGGGCAACCGCCCCCUGCUGUGGUACCCGCUGAAUCUCCUGGAGCGCGCCGGCUUCGAAGAGGUCAUUGUGAUUACAAGAAAGGAAAUCCAAAAAAUGCUAAACUUGGACACAAAAAUGAAGCUGGAUUUUGUGUACAUCAGUGACAACGUGGACAUGGGUACAGCAGAUUCACUGAGGCAUAUUCACCAGAAAAUAAAGACUGACGUUUUGGUGUUGAGCUGCGAUCUGAUCACAGAUGUCGAUUUAUAUAAAGUUGUGGAUCUGUUUCGGACACAUGAUGCUACUCUCUCCAUGUUGAUGAAGAAAGCUCACGAACCCACAGAAGUGGCACCAGGACAGAAAGGGAAAAAAAAACCCGUGGAGCAGCGGGACUUCAUUGGAGUGGAUGACACGGGAAAAAGAUUGCUCUUCAUGGCUAAUGAAGCUGACCUAGAUGAAGAACUUGUCAUUAAAAGAUCCAUCCUGCAGAAGCACCCCAGGAUGCACAUCAGAACAGGGCUGAUGGAUGCCCAUCUCUACUGUCUGAAGAAAUAUGUGGUAGACUUCCUUGUAGAAAACAGGACAAUCACAUCUCUCCGGAGUGAGCUGAUCCCACAUCUGGUUAGGAAACAGUUCUCUGUUCCUACGUCGUUGCAGCAGGGAGUAGACAACAAAGACGAGGGCCGAAAGAAAAAAGAACAAGCAUCUCUAGACAUUUAUAGUUUCAUAAAGGAAGAUAAUAGCUUGCUGAAACCUGCUCCAGAUAACUCCUGUUGGAAUGAUCAUAGAGGAGAUAUGAACGAAACUCUCCAUGAAGGAAAAGUACGCUGCUAUGUCCAUAUAAUGAAAGAGGGGCUGUGCUGCCGAGUGAAUACGCUUGCGUUGUAUAUUGAAGCUAAUCGACAGGUUCCCAAACUAUUGCUUAAUCUGGGUCUGGAAGAACCACUGGUCCAUGGGACUGCACAGAUCACUGACAGAGGCAUGGUUGGAUCAGACAGCAUCAUUGGGUCAUCCACACAAAUUGGAGAGAAGACAUCCAUUAAACACUCCAUCAUUGGCAGCGCAUGUACCAUAAAAGACAAAGUUAAGAUAACAAACUGCAUCAUCAUGAAUUCUGUUACAAUUGAGGAAGGGUGUUGUCUUCAGGGCAGUGUUAUUUGUAAUAACGCUGUGAUAGAGAAGGGUGCAGACAUCAAAGACUGUUUGAUUGGAAGUGAUCAGAGGCUGGAAACCAAAGCCAAACAUGUUAAUGAAGUCAUUGUGGGCACUGAACAGCUGAUGGAGAUAUAACCCAAGUAGGUUUUAAAGAUGAUUUUAUGGAAGCCGGCAGCAGAACCAGAUGUUCAGCAUCGUAAGAUCAUCCGCGCAGAUCAGUACUGGCAUGGUUUACCCUGUCACUGCUCCUUUCCUGUUCAGCUUUGUAUUUAUGUCUUAAUAAAGAAGUAUUUACAGA